Molecule: messenger RNA, 1054 nt
Organism: Diabrotica virgifera virgifera (western corn rootworm)
Lineage: Eukaryota; Metazoa; Arthropoda; Insecta; Coleoptera; Chrysomelidae
Exons: 3
Coding region: 144-608 (154 amino acids)
Source: RefSeq, a predicted model, not a curated record
AACUUAUUGGUUAGAUCGUGUUGGAUAUUUUAUUAAUAGUUUUUAGCUUAGUGUUUGGUAUAUUAGUAGUAGUAAUUAGUGUAUUAUUAAGACAUUUAGUGUAUCUCUAGUGCGUUAAGUUAAGUCAUUAGUUAUUUAACAAUAUGCCUCAUAAAAAGAUAGAAAUCAAAGGGCUGGGAUUGAAUAGCCAAGCAAAGGCAAUCAUUUAUAAUGUUACUACAUUUAUGGAACAAGAGGCAGCACAUUUCAAAACAACCGAAAACCUGUUAAUACCUUUAAGUAAAUUGACGGAUAGGAUUCUAGCAGCGACGGGUAUAAGCAAAAACACCUUAACCAAAAUAAGAAAAGAAGGUAGAGACGUAAAUAAAAAUGGAGCGACUAGUUUUUCUUUUAAAAGUCCAAAAAGAAAACGUUGUCGUUCCAAAAAAAUUGAAUUGAGCAGUGGACAAGUGAAAGCCAUCAAAAAUAUUAUAUACGACUUCUACACCAUUGAGAAAAGAUCCCCUACAAUUAAUGGUAUCUAUCAAAAACUAAAGAACAAACAAAUGGAAUUUACAGGGUCAAAGGAAACAUUAAGGAAAACGAUAAUUGGAUUAGGCUUUAGGUAACAUGGUAAAAGUAAUUAUUCAGCUUAAAAAAUAAAAUUGUAUAAUGAAUAAUGUAUUUUAAAUUGAUAUUUUGUUGACAUCGUUUUAGUUCAAUUUUUUACAAUUUACAGUUAUGAAGAAUGUUUUUUCAAAAGUACCAAGUAUUUAUAAUCGAUAAUUUGUUUAGAUUUCGAUUUCCGAAAAACUGUAAACAAAAAAUAAAUCUCUCCAAGGUUACAUACGAUUCUACAUAAUUUUUAUUUUUCUCAAAUGAAUUGUUCUCACGUCUGUAUCUUUUGAUACAUUUAAAAUUUAAACCAUCAUACUUUUGAAAAGAUAUCUUAGAACCAUCCGAAGAAUCAUAAUUAAAACUUUGUUUAGAAUCAUUGUUUAGAAAAUAUAUACAUUAGAAUUAGUAAAAAUAAACACUUGUUUAAUUUUUUUUAUAGUUGAAAUCCUUCCUUCCU